Molecule: messenger RNA, 3167 nt
Organism: Varanus komodoensis (Komodo dragon)
Lineage: Eukaryota; Metazoa; Chordata; Lepidosauria; Squamata; Varanidae
Gene: CAP1
Product: cyclase associated actin cytoskeleton regulatory protein 1
Exons: 13
Coding region: 372-1898 (508 amino acids)
Biological process (GO): cell morphogenesis; cytoskeleton organization; regulation of adenylate cyclase activity
Cellular component (GO): cytoplasm
Molecular function (GO): adenylate cyclase binding; actin binding
Source: RefSeq, a predicted model, not a curated record
AGUGUGUCAGAACACAUUUCCCAUGAAUCAUAGCAGAGUGGAUUUCGAAGCAGCCUAUAAAGCCAUCAAGUCCAGACUUCUGCGCAAUGCAAGUCUUCAGUUAAAGCAUCCCUGACAGAUGGCUGCCUAAGUGGCUCUUGAAUGCCCCCAGUGUGGGAGAGCCCACAACCUCCCUAGGUAACUAGUUCCAUUGCUGUACUACUCAGGCAAGUCAGGAAGUUUUUCCUGAUGUCCAUCUGGAAUCUGGCUUCCUGUAACUUAAUUCCCUUAUUCCAUGUGUAGUAUUUUCUUUGCAGAUGCUACUUAUAAAACUUGAUCUGGAGAAACCUGGGCACCGUUACCUGUUGCAUUGUGAUAACAGCUGAGUGAACAUGCUUAGUUUCCUUGUUUACCGAAGUACAGAAGAGAAUGUGCAGUUCUUGGACCUUCUCAUUGACGUUCUCUUCCCAGGCAGGUGCUGGAAAAUGACAGAGCUGCAGAGCCUUGUCGAACGGUUGGAGAAAGCAGUGGGGCGCUUGGAGAUGGCGUCCCGUGGCCCUGGUGGAAUCAGUGGUUAUGGAGAUUGCUCUCCAAAAGGAGUAGCUGAAUAUGUGCAGGCUUUUGACUCUCUCUUGGCGGGACCAGUAGCUGAGUAUGUGAAGAUAAGCACGGAAAUUGGCAGUGAUGUCCAAAAACAUGCUGAGAUGGUCCAGGAAGGGCUGAUGACAGAGAGAGCUCUCCUCGUGAUGGCAUCGCAGUGUCAGCAACCCACAGCGAACAACUUCUCCUCCCUGCUGAAGCCGAUAUCAGAGCAGAUCCAAGUGGUCCAGAACUUCCGGGAGAAGAACCGUGGCAGCAAGCUCUUCAAUCACCUCUCGGCAGUUAGCGAGAGCAUCCCUGCACUAGGCUGGGUCGCUAUGGCCCCCAAACCAGGUCCUUACGUGAAAGAAAUGACAGAUGCCGCCACGUUUUAUAGCAACCGGGUCCUCAAGGAAUACAAAGAUGUAGAUAAGAAACAUGUGGAUUGGGUGAAAGCUUAUCUGAGUAUCUGGACGCAGCUGCAGGAGUACAUUAAGGAGUAUCAUACCACUGGGCUGACCUGGAGCAAAACGGGACCUCUACCGACUGAUAUGGAAAAUGGAUCUCGGGCUCCACCGCCUCGUGGUGGCCCCCCACCCCCUCCCCCUGGCCCCCCACCCCCUCCAAUUUCUGCCCCUUCAAGUUCUGGUUCAGCUGACCCUGCGUCCCGCUCAGCUCUUUUUGCUCAGAUCAACCAGGGGGAAGCCAUCACUUCUGGCCUGAAGCACGUGUCCGACGACAUGAAGACCCACAAGAACCCCUCACUGAAGAACCAAGGUGCAAUGCGGGCAGGACCCAAGCCCUUCACCGCGCCAAAGCCUGCCUGUGCUCUGAACCCCUCCCAAAAGCUUCCCCCAAAGAAAGACCCUCCUGUGCUGGAGCUUGAAGGGAAGAAAUGGAGAGUGGAGAACCAAGAGGACGCUUCCAAUCUGGUGAUCAGCGAGACAGAGCUGAAGCAGGUGGUCUACGUCUACAAGUGCAUGAACAGCACGCUCCACAUCAAGGGCAAGAUCAACUCCAUCACGCUGGAUAGCUGCAAGCAGCUGGGCCUGGUGUUUGACGACGUGGUCGGCAUUGUUGACAUCAUCAACAGCAGGAAUGUUAAGGUUCAGGUAAUGGGUAAAGUGCCAACCAUGUCCAUCAACAAGACUGAUGGUUGUCAUGUCUACCUGAGCAAGAGCUCCUUAGACUGUGAAAUCGUCAGUGCCAAGUCUUCGGAGAUGAACGUCCUUGUCCCCACGGGCAGCGGUGACUUUACCGAGUUUCCCAUCCCCGAACAGUUCAAGACGGUGUGGAACGGGAAGAAGUUAGUCACCACAGUGACGGAAAUAGCUGGAUAAACUCACCUGGCACGAGACGCCUCCCCUUGCCCCACUUGCUGUGGGACCAACGUGCUUCUUUGGGGAUGAUUUUUAGAUUUGCUGUACCUUUUCCCACUCUCAAUCUGCUUCUGUCUUCUCCCCGAGAGACUUGCCUGCCUGCCUUCACUGAAAAUACCUCAGGCUGGGAUUUGGGGCAGGGCGGCAGGAUCCUUCGCUUCUCUGUUGAUCAGCAGGAAGGUGUGGCGUUCUGGUGGGAGGCAACCCCAUCGUCAAUCAGCUUUUUCCCGGCCUUUCUGCGCUGACUGGAGCUGGUGCCUGUGCCUGGCUUCCAGGUGUUGUUCCCUAUCCUUUACGCAGGGAACACUCUCCCUCUUGGAAUAAAGCAAGUAUCAGGGUCUAGAGUCCCCAGUGAUGUGUGUGUGAACGUGUUCCCAGCAGGUGUGGUUUGGGGAAGUACAAGGGAUUCUGCUAAUCUAACCGGGGGUGCUGAAAGGUUCUGGGAAUGGCUUUGUUGGACCAAAGGCUGCAGACUGGGAUGUGUAGCAUUCCUCCUUCUCCCAAUUAUCCCCCCUCCCUUUGUGCUCUGUGUGAAAUUCUGUGUUGUGCCAUGAUGUUGGGCGGGGGGAUCUCUUGGUUACAGGUGCCACAAUACAACCACAGAACAGACCCCCCCUCACUUCGCAAGAAGCUAGAACACCGCUGCUCGCUCACUCCCACUCAAGCCUUCCUCUAAAGGGAAAGUUUAUACCCAAAGGGUCCUUUUUCUGAGCAACUGAACACUGUUCAGUCUUCCAGGGCAGUUUUUUUUCUUGGAAGCCAUCCCUCUUUUCGAGGGAGGGGUAGUUCACCAUUCCAAGACCAGUAUUUAAUUAUUUGUAAGCACAAGCUCAUCACGGUCGAUUCUGUCAUUCUUUCAUCAGAGUUUAUCUACACUGUAGAGGCAGGAAGACUUUCUUCCUCUGGCCAUUCCUUCGCCUUCACUCGGCUUCUUCCUGUCCACAGAAAGUCCGGUGUUUGCAACGUGCUGCAACGGUUGUGCCAAGGCAAGGUUCUGCACUGGCCCAAAGGGAGCUGUGGGUGCAUCCAGUAGUGUCUCAGCAUAUCUUAUUUCCCCCUUUGCCACAUGUGUUUUUCCACUAAAAUGAAACUCAACAGAAGAUAUGCAAUUUUUCUUUGGAGACUGUCCUGUGACUCUUGUCCUUCUCUUCUGAGGCUUGUGGAAAUAAACUUUCUUAUGUACUUAAAAGUAUACUGAAGAUAGAAUAAAGUUAAUGCCAAGUUGCUCAA